AUGGAUCCCCUGCUAGUACAUCAUCCAUUCUGGGGAUUCGGCAUUUGGCAGCAGAUCUUGCCAUGCUGUCUGCUCAGCGCCGCUCUCCUGGCCAUGGCCUUCGUCACUGUUUGGUACCAGAGAAGUCGUCGCCCGGCUCCACAGCCCGAAAUCUCCGAAGAGGAAAAGGAUCAACUCAUUGAGGACUGGACGCCGGAGCCGCUGACGCCGCCACUCGAUCCGUACCACCAUGCUCUACGACCUCGGCAGGUGACCUCAAUCUACGGCAAGCGGAUUACCGUCGACAAAGUGGCUUGUCUCAACUUUGCUACACACAACUACCUCGGUUUCGUUGAGGAUCAAGAAUGUCUGAAUGCGGCGACUUCUGCACUGGAAACGUAUGGCGUCGGCAGCUGUGGUCCGAGAGGAUUCUUCGGCACGGUGGACGUUCAUUUGCAGUUGGAGGAGAAGAUUGCCGCCUUCAUGGGAACUGAGGAAGCAAUCCUCUAUUCUUUUGGCUUUUCAGCCAUCUCCAGCUCCAUUCCGGCUUACGCUAAAGUCGGCGAUGUCAUCUAUGCUGAUGAAGGCGUCAACUUUGCCGUUCAACAAGGCUUGAAAGCUUCGCGUUCAACAAUUCACUACUUUAAGCACAACGACGUUGAAGAUUUGGCCCGUCUAAUUAACGAGCAGGCACUUGAUGAUGAAAAAAACCCAAAGUUAGCCAAAACUCGCUGCAGUUUCAUUGUCGUCGAAGGCCUGUACAUCAACUAUGGUGACAUUUGCCCGCUACCUGAGAUUGUCAACCUGAAACACAAACACAAGAUGCGCCUCUUCAUUGAUGACAGCUGCGCUUUUGGCGUUCUUGGCGCAAGUGGCCGCGGCGUGGUCGAGCACUACGACCUGGACGUGUCAAUGGACGUGGACAUGAUCGCUGCCAGUCUCGAGUAUGGCAUCGCCGCCUAUGGUGGCUUCUGCACCGGCAGUUACUACAUCAUCGAUCACCAGCGACUCUCUGGCCUCGGUUACUGCUUCUCUGCCUCAUUGCCACCGCUUCAAGCUGCGGUUGCCCUGAAGUCAAUCGACCUCAUUCUCCGGGAGCCAGAGCGGGUGCUCCUAGUUCGAGAACGCAGCACAGUGAUGCACAGCCUGUUGACUACAUCGUCUCGUUCUAAGUAUUUCACUGUAUACGGCNUUCUCCGGGAGCCAGAGCGGGUGCUCCUAGUUCGAGAACGCAGCACAGUGAUGCACAGCCUGUUGACUACAUCGUCUCGUUCUAAGUAUUUCACUGUAUACGGCUCUGCGGUUUCCCCCAUCAAGCACCUUCGAUUUGCUGUGCCCAUUGAGCAGGCAAUGAAGAGUCGACAGGAGCCAUCUGCCCGGCUGAAGAGAGCUAAUAAAAGCUUUUACAGCUUCAAGGAACGCACUUGCAGUGUGCUGGACACUUACCGUCUAGAAGCUGUCGUCAAUUAC
Messenger RNA from Rhagoletis zephyria (snowberry fruit fly), 1449 nucleotides. The record is from RefSeq and is a predicted model, not a curated record. NCBI's taxonomy places the organism in Eukaryota, Metazoa, Arthropoda, Insecta, Diptera, Tephritidae.